AUGACUGGAGGCUUCACCCCAGCUCCAUCCUUGGCUCUCCAGUUGCACAAGAUGGGUUCGUUCAGAAGGCCCCGACCUCGGUUCAUGAGCUCCCCUGUCCUCAGCGACCUGCCCCGCUUCCAGGCCGCCCGGCAGGCUCUGCAGCUCAGCUCCAACUCAGCCUGGAACAGUGUUCAAACAGCUGUGAUAAAUGUCUUCAAAGGGGGAGGCUUGCAGAACAAUGAACUCUACACCCUCAAUGAAAACAUCAGACGGCUGCUGAAGAGUGAACUGGGAUCCUUCAUCACAGAUUACUUUCAGAACCAGCUCCUGGCAAAAGGCUUGCUGUUCAUAGAGGAGAAGGUGAAGCUGUGUGAAGGUGAGGAUCGCAUGGAUGUCCUGGCUGAAAUCUGGGAUCACUAUUUUACAGAGACCCUUCCUACACUCCAGGCAAUAUUCUACCCAGUCCAGGGUCAGGAGCUGACUAUCCGUCAGAUGGCUCUUCUUGGCUUCAGGGACUUGGUCUUGCUGAAAGUGAAGUUGGAAGACAUCCUUCCUCUGGUCCAGACAAAGCUCCCAGCUUCCAUUGUCCAGAUGCUCUUGAUUCUGCAGAGUGUCCACGAGCCUACAGGCCCCAGUGAGGGCUACCUCCAGCUGGAAGAGCUAGUCAAGCAGGUGGUAUCACCAUACUUGGGGCUGUGUGAGGACCACAGCUUCCCUGGGAGCUCCUGCUUGCUGGAGAGAAGAUACUCCAGGUCCUGGUGCAAGCCUGGGGUGCUGACCUACCCCUCCCAGGUGGUGGGCAGCCGGCAGCCCAGCGAGCUGGCCCUGAGCCCUCUGGCAGAGCAGGAGGGGGGCAAGUGCGGCAGCAUCCGUCGCCACACGGUGGCCAACGCUCACUCGGACCUUCAGCUCCUGGCCAUGGCCUCCAGGAUGCACACGGGGAUGGUGGUGGAGGAGCAGGACAGCACCGACCAGUGCCUCCUCCUCCAGCCCAGUUUGAACCACAGGCAGUGCUCCAGCGAGCCCAGUAUAGCCGAGGGGCCGGAGGCGGGCACGGCAGCCGGCAGGGAGGAGCCCGCGGAGCUGAGCUGCACCUCGGUCAGCUAG
Messenger RNA from Merops nubicus (carmine bee-eater), 1089 nucleotides. It is a transcript of the gene PRR5L, whose product is annotated as proline rich 5 like. Gene Ontology annotation, biological process: TORC2 signaling. Gene Ontology annotation, cellular component: TORC2 complex. NCBI's taxonomy places the organism in Eukaryota, Metazoa, Chordata, Aves, Coraciiformes, Meropidae. The record is from RefSeq and is a predicted model, not a curated record.